Molecule: messenger RNA, 1505 nt
Organism: Danio aesculapii
Lineage: Eukaryota; Metazoa; Chordata; Actinopteri; Cypriniformes; Danionidae
Product: protein-lysine 6-oxidase-like
Exons: 7
Coding region: 91-1113 (340 amino acids)
Biological process (GO): peptidyl-lysine oxidation
Molecular function (GO): copper ion binding; protein-lysine 6-oxidase activity
Source: RefSeq, a predicted model, not a curated record
UCUGAGAGAGAGAGAGUGUGUGUGUGUGUAUGUGUGUGUAAGAAAGCUAGAGAGGCAGUGUGUGUGAAGCCUCAGGUCUGUUCUCCGUGUAUGAUGGAGCGUCUCAGUGUUCUUCCUCUUCCUCUGCUGCUGCUCUGUGUGUGUGUUCUCCUCCAGCCGGCUGCGUCUCAAUCCUCCGUCGGCUCCAGAGCAGCAGCAGCAGCGCAGCGCUCCCGCACCCGCUGGGUCACCAACGGCCGGGUGUUCCAGCUACGCAGCCGUGGGCCACAGUACCAGCCGGCAGGCAGAGCAGAGGCAGCCCGGCCAGAGGCUCCAGCAGCGGAGCAGAGGAACUCCAGCAGCAGAUCUGAGGACGGGAUGGUGUCCGACGACCCCUAUGACCCCUACAAAUCUGUAAGAAACAACCCAUACUACAAUUACUAUGACUCCUACUACCGGCCCAGGCACCGCAGCCCGCAGAGGCAUCACGGAUACGGGACCCGCUACUUCCAGAAUGGUCUGCCGGAUCUGGUGGUGGACCCUUACCUGAUCCAGGUGUCCACGUAUGUGCAGAGAGUGCCGAUGUAUAACCUGCGCUGCGCGGCGGAGGAGAACUGCCUGGCCAGCUCUGCUUCAGGAGCUGCAGACUACGACACGCGGGUUCUGCUGAGGUUCCCUCAGCGCGUCAAGAACCAGGGAACCGCAGACUUCCUGCCCAGCAAGCCGAGAUACGCCUGGGAGUGGCACUCCUGUCACAACCACUAUCACAGCAUGAAUGAGUUCUGCCAUUACGAUCUGCUGGACUCCAGAACUCAACAGAGAGUAGCUGAAGGCCAUAAAGCCAGUUUCUGUCUGGAGGACACGUCCUGCGACCCGGGAUACCACCGACGCUACGCCUGCACGUCCCACACGCAGGGUUUGAGUCCUGGCUGUUACGACACGUAUAGCGCUGACAUCGACUGUCAGUGGAUCGACAUCACAGACGUCCAACCUGGAAGAUACAUACUGAAGGUUACAGUAAAUCCAGGUUUCCAGGUGUCGGAGUCAGACUUCAGUAAUAAUAAUGUCCGCUGCGAUGUUCAUUACACUGGAAACUACGCGCAUGUGUCCGGCUGCACCAUGAGUCCACACUAGCACCAGAAACAUCCUCAACAUCCCAGAUCAUCUGUUCACCAGGAGAAAUAAAGUCCACUUCUGUAUAUCUGAAAAUAGCUCUGCAGCGUUAUUAGUAUGACAGAGGUAUGAGCUCUCAGGUUACACAGAUCAACUGCAAGACUCAUUUGUCCUAAAUAAAUAACAUUAACAUCUGAUUAUUUACUUUUGAUUAUUUACUUGAGCAUCAAAAUGAUAAACUUUACUGAAUACUGGAAUUAUUUUAAUGAAAUUAUGUUUAAAACAAGAGCAGAAAUCUGCCUGUAAGGUCAGAAAAGUAAUGCUGAAUUAAUUUAGUUUAUAAUUUAUAUAAAAUAUUAAUCAUAAUUAACAGCAUCCAAAAUAAAAGUUAGUUUUGACUUAAUAUGUGUGUG